AUGGCCAAUGGCAAGUUGUCUCACGUGACUCGUGAGCCUCGUUUGCGCCAAAACGACGUAAAGACUGGAGCUAGUAGAUUAUGCAAUAUGGCGGAGGAAUUCACCCGGCAAUUCUACCAUGAAACUUCAUUUACUGUUCCUUGGGGUGUUAUUGCAGCCAAAACAUGGGGUCCAGAGGAUGGUAAGCCUUUUCUUGGCCUUCACGGAUGGCUAGACAACGCCAACACGUUUGAAAAGCUUGUUCCGUUGCUUCACAAGAACAUUCGCUUUAUCGCGAUAGACUUCCCUGGACAUGGAAAGUCUUCCCACCGUCCUCCAGGGAUGGGAUAUAACAAUUUAGAAUACGUUGCUGAUGUAAAGAAGGUCGUUUUUCAGCUAGGAUGGAAACGAUUCUCGAUUAUAGGCCACAGCAUGGGAGGCUUUGUGGCAAUGCUUUUUGCUGGAUGCUUUCCUGAUGAGGUAGAGAACCUUAUUUUGAUCGAUUGUGGUGGACCGCAUCCUCGGUUUGGAAAUCGCCCUGCUGAGGUGCUAGCUUCUUACGCCACCAGAAUGGCGAACAUUAAACCAGCAAACCUUCGUGUUUACGAAAGUGUCGAGAAAGCAGCUUCAAGACGAGAAGAACGCGUUGAUAGUUUUUUCACUUUGUCCAUGGAAGCCGCGUUGUUGAUAACCCGGAGGGGAACCAAAGUCACGAACGAGGGUGUCGUCUUUUCUCAUGAUCCAGUCGUGAAAGGGCUUUCUCGUCCAUUUUACCCGCCUGAGUUCUCUAUCAAGUUAAUUUUGAAUAGGAUCAAAUCUGCGCUGUUGAUCUUAGAAGGCACAACUAGUAAGGUAGAAAAAGAAAUAAGAGAAAGAUCGAUUCUAUAUUGUCAAAAUGCCAAAUUUCACAAGCGAAAAAUGGUUAAAGGUGGUCAUCACUUUCAUAUAGAUAAUCCUGAGCAAACUGCUACAGAGAUACAGCAAUUCUUAUCGCAGUGUGACUCACAGAGAACUGACCUGUUCUCCAGUAAACUUUAACAGUAAAGGUCAUUUUAGAUAAGAAAAUAUGAGUCAAAUGUCAGCAGCUGAACAUCUGUGUACUGACCCCUCUCCCCUAACCCAACAUUUACCCUAACUUCUCAUCUGACUGUGAUUGGAUUAGAGGAGAGUUUGGUAUGCAGUUGCCUAAGUAUCAAUAUUGAUCAGAUUUUAAAAUCUCAGUAGAUCAAGAGUUUUGUGGUGCAGUGAAAGCUGUCCUCCAUACAAAAAUGUAACGUGUUACUAAAUCAAGAUGGUUUUUUUAGAACAAAACCUUGUCAGGCUUUAAUUUAACAAUCCAAAAGUUAUUUCUCUUUCAGAGAGUUGAUCCAACAUAGCAUUAAGCUUCUGACAGGGUUAACUUUUAAAAGUGGGGGGAGGGGUGGCAGGGGGUAUGGCCCAUGUGUGCUCUGAAUGAUUGAAAAUUGUAAUAUUUUGGUGAAUGGAAGAAGAGUAAAAUAAUUGAAAAAUGAAAGAGUCUUGAGAGAAGAGAACUGAAAUAAAGGGCACGGCUCGACAUUAGCCAUAGCCAACUAGCCACAGACCAGUAGAAAUUCAGUUUCGGCUUGUGGUUUUUGCCUUACACUAGCCAGUUUGGCUUGUAAACAAACUGAAAUUGUCACAACAUCUAAGAUGUCACUAGCCACUUGGCUAGUAAGUUGAAAAGUUAGUGUCAAGCCCUGAAGGGGAGUUUAGGAAUCCUCAAGCCUUCCUAGUGAUGUCAAUUUUUGUCAGUGUCUGCUUUCUAACAGUGUGACUUUUAUUCCAGUUAUAGCCUCGCUAUGACUCGCUGAUUAAUUUAUCACCCCACAGAUGAGGGUUCCACAGCAACUAACUUCUGUUUUAGUGUAAUGCAAGAGAAAUGAAACAAUAAGCAAUGACUCCUGAGCAACUUUGAUAGCAAUGAUAAAAUCAAAAUUUUUGAUUAAUUAAUCUAAAUGAU
Molecule: messenger RNA, 1960 nt
Organism: Stylophora pistillata
Lineage: Eukaryota; Metazoa; Cnidaria; Anthozoa; Scleractinia; Pocilloporidae
Product: serine hydrolase-like protein
Cellular component (GO): membrane
Source: RefSeq, a predicted model, not a curated record